Molecule: messenger RNA, 447 nt
Organism: Acaulospora morrowiae
Lineage: Eukaryota; Fungi; Glomeromycota; Glomeromycetes; Diversisporales; Acaulosporaceae
Source: the annotation of a GenBank genome assembly
GAGCGCACUUGUGAAACAUGCAGCGCGACCCUCGUAUCAUCGAUGCGAGUUGUCCCCCUCGAGAGGGACUCUAAGGGGAGAAUACUUGAAAUUGAUCCUGAUAUUCUUGAGAAUGUUAUUCGUGAUUCAAAUAAGCGAAUAAAAUUUAUGAAAAAUGUAAAAAUAUAUAAUGAUUUGAUAGGUGAAAAGAAUUUAUCUACAAGUGAAGAUGAAUCUAGUGAAAGUAUAUCAAGUGGAGAUGUUUCAAGUGAUAGUUCGAGUAAUGAUGAAUUGGAUGAAGAUAAUUUAAAUGAGAGUGGAUCGAAUGAGGAUGAUAAAUCUAAUGGUGUUAAAACACGAGAGAAAAAACCUUAUAAUAAUUUUGUUAGUAUUAGAUAUAAAGAUAUUAGUGAAUUAAAUCCAGAAUUGAGUAAUCAAGAUAUUUUUAAACGUAUUGCUGAAGAGUGA